AUGCCCGCCUGCAAUGAGAAGAAGAAAUACGUCUUUGAUGACGAUAAGAGACCCGCGCUGCCCUAUGUCGCCGGCGUCUGCUUCAAAAUCAAACGACACGAGCCGCUCACACCCUUCGAUGGCGGCACAUCUUACGAGAAUCCCGAGGUAUCCAGCCUCAGCGACCCGGUGCUCCCAACCGAAAUCCUGCGUCCGAAUGAGAUUUUGGAACCAAGCGACAACUUGACGCCAUGGGUCUUGUUCCCAUCCGGGGACACCAACCCAUGCAAAAUCGCACCCGGGACCAUCACUGAGAGAUAUUUCAGGCACCGCCCAAGGAAGACGAUGCCCCACCAUAAGGACAGGACAACGCGGCACCUCGAUAUCGUCCGCCAGAUCAGGGUGCGCGACGGCGCCUACUCCCAGGUCGUGCAGUGCCGCGUGGACGGCAUACAGGGUCCGCUUGUCGCUAAGAUCUUCGACCCGCUUUACAGUUCCGACGACGUGGAGCUGGACGAGGGCCAGUCGCCCGUGGGUCUCACCGAGUCCGAAUGGUCCCGUGAGGCUGCCGCCUACACCAAGAUCAAGGAGGAAGGGCUCGACGGCAGGUACACGCCGCGCUUCGAGGGCUGCUGGUCCCUCGAUAUGCCCUACGAGCUGGAGCUGGUGAGCAACAGUGCUGCCACUCUUAUCAGCACCGCCAACACCACCACCGGCGGCCGCCAGUCUGGAAGCAGUGGAGAAAAACGAUAUCGAGAGUCGUCGGGCGAGCUCGUGCGCCGCACCAUCAAGGUAACCCGCUACGUGCGCCUGCUGCUGAUGGAGUACAUCCCGGGAGACAGCAUACUACACCUGCUCAAGUCGGGCAACUACAAGAAGAUCCCGGCAAAGGUCCGCAUGGACUUGGUGGCACAGGUCGCUGAGGCCGAAAGUGCCCUAUGGCAUAUCCAUGUAUCCCACGGCGACCGGCACUCGCGGAACGUUGUUGUUUGCGCGAAAAAAGAACAUCAUCAUUCCUCCUCCUCGGCCUCCUCGGCCUCCUUCUCCUCCUCUUCAACCACCACCACCUCCUCCUCCUCCUCCCACUCGGGAAAAGGCGAAGAAGGGGCCCGAAAUAGACAAAAACAGCAAGAACAACGAGACCAAGGCGUCCAGGAGUGGCGUGCGGUGUGGGUCGACUUUGGCAAUUCCGUCGUACUGGACAUGCCCAACGCCAAAAGCAACAUCAAAGGUCGGCUUCCUCCCCUCGGGGAGCUGCCGCCGAACCCGAUGACCAGGUGCCGCGGCUCGUGGCCACUCGAGGACCUCUGCCUGGCCAACAACACCAACUGGAUCGACAAGCGUUAUGACAAAUUUGAACCGAGGCGCAAGUGGAUGGAGGCGAGGUGGGGUGAGGGGAGCCCAAGUGCCCACCGGUAUAAGCCGGUAGAGUACGAUAAACUGUUCCCCAGAAUCGAGGAAUAG
Diaporthe amygdali is the source of this 1443-nucleotide messenger RNA. RefSeq lists its product as uncharacterized. Bases 1 to 1443 code for a protein of 480 amino acids. The transcript has a single exon. NCBI's taxonomy places the organism in Eukaryota, Fungi, Ascomycota, Sordariomycetes, Diaporthales, Diaporthaceae. The record is from RefSeq and is a predicted model, not a curated record.